Carya illinoinensis is the source of this 492-nucleotide messenger RNA. Its product is annotated as protein PELPK2-like. The transcript has a single exon. NCBI's taxonomy places the organism in Eukaryota, Viridiplantae, Streptophyta, Magnoliopsida, Fagales, Juglandaceae. The record is from RefSeq and is a predicted model, not a curated record. Bases 1 to 492 code for a protein of 163 amino acids.
AUGGCUGGUUCCAAGCAUUGUUUCACAUUGUCUUUGGUUCUACUAAUUUCAUUGUCAAGCAUUGAUAUGAGCUCGGCAGCUCAGCACCUUUUGGAUACACCGGCAGCUCCACCGCCAGCAUUGACCCCGCCUACAAUUCCAUCUCUUCCCAAGGCUACAUUGCCUCCUUUGCCCUCUGUGCCACCACUGCCUAAAACCACUUUGCCACCACUGCCUAGCACCCCCUUCCCAUCUCAACCAACACUGCCAAAAGCCGCAUUGCCACCAUUGCCUACGACACCGUUGCCAACUCUCCCAACUCAGCCCACACUGCCACCAUUGCCAACCUUACCAAAGCCAAGUUCACCAACAGUUCCCAAGGUGACUCUACCUCCUCUGCCUGCCACUCCAUUGCCCACCAUCCCAACUAGAAUCCCAUCUAUUCCUACCAUCCCAACGAUGAUUCCAACAAUUCCGACACUUCCUUUCCUCUCCCCGCCACCAUCAAAUUGA